Molecule: messenger RNA, 613 nt
Organism: Astrephomene gubernaculifera
Lineage: Eukaryota; Viridiplantae; Chlorophyta; Chlorophyceae; Chlamydomonadales; Astrephomenaceae
Source: the annotation of a GenBank genome assembly
GGUGUUCAACUACCUGGUGCUGCUGCUGGAGGGCGUGUUCCAGGCGCCUUGGGAGCUGCUGCUGGGCCAGGGCUGGGCCCUCCCCUGCGCCUUCGCCACCUCCUCACCCGAGGGAGGCGCCGCCACAACGCCCGCCUGCACCUUCCCUCGUCUCGUGGGACUCUGCCAGCUGCAACCCGGAAGAGCUGAGCAGCAGCAGCCAGGCGGCGGAGGCGACGACGGCCAUCACCACCACGGACUGUUGUACGGCACAACGGUGGCGGACAGUACGGCAGCUAGCGGAGGCGUUAGCGGUAGCGUCUGGGGCCCCUGGACGGCGCUACUCAACUCACCCGUCGUUGCGGACCUGCUGGUGUGGUUGCUGUUGCGGCUGUACGUCAGAUUGCUUCGCUCGCCGCUGCUGGCGGCGGUGACACGAGUGGAGGCGGCGGCGCAACAACGGCAUGUGGCGGCGCUGCGGCGUGCCGUACGAGACGAGCGCGAGGCGGCGGCGCGCGGCGCACUGGCGGCGAGUCAUGCACGUGCCGUACGAGAGCGGAGGAUUGCGAAGCUGAAGGCGCUGCUUUUGUCACCAGGCGAGGCCGCCGCCGGAAAUGUGACCGACCGCACCCGG